GUUUUAGGUCCUGGGUCCGGAUACAACGAUGUCCGGGUCCGGAUCCGGACCGCGGUCUGCCUAUUAGGGACCCCUGACCUAGACUGUUGGUUAAAAUGACAUGGUCUUUGUCAAAAGCGGCACUUAGGUUUAAAAUAAUUCAAAUAGAGGUCUCCCCCCUGUCUGCUGGUAAAAGGAGAUCAUUGGAUACCUUGAAGAGGGCGGUUUCUGUGCUAUGUAAAGCUCUAAAACCUGACUGAAACUUCUUAAAGACGUUAUUAAGACACUUAAAAGCUAGUUUCAAAAUUGGCUUUAAAUUGCUGAGAACAGAGGGAUCAAGAUUAGGUUUCUUUAAAAGAGGUCGGACCACAGCAUGUUUAAGAUUGGAUGGAAAAGUUUAUAUUGCUAAUGAGUUAUUAAAAAUCAAUAAAAUACUGGACCCAACUGUGUCAAUAACCUCUAAGAAAUUUAAAGGGUGCCUUGUGCGUUGGUAUCAGAAUCAGAAUGAACUGACCGCAGUCUUUCGAAAAUGUGUUUAUCGCGCAAGUUGACGUUGCGAUAAAUCACGAUAAGUAAAACAUCAGCAACAUAGGCAUAUAAAUGUAUCUGCAUCUGACUUAAAUUGAGUAUUUUUAAUUUGGCAAAAGAUUUGACGUUAUUUCCCCUUUUUUGAUAGCUGUCCUUAUUAUAUUCUUUUUCGAGCAAGUUGUUGCAUACAAAAUAAAUGAUAGCUGUUUCAAUAUGAUGCACUCUAAAGUACAUUUUCCGGGCUUUUUUAAUGAAUGGUUUUAACUUGAAAUGGAGUAUUUUUAUAAAGCGUUAUUGCUAUUUUCUGUAUACUAGGCCGUGAGCUAUGAAUCUGGUGAGUAAUGGAACGACAUGGGAAGGGACAAUUGUUCCCCCGGGUUGUCCAUAGGCUUGGUGCAGUUCUAUUGGCCAGUGAGAAGGCACCAAUUAAGGGUACAAAAAUCUGAUGACUUUUAAUUGAAAGACUGUAACAUGAUUGGCUGCUGCCUUACUCUGCACUUGAAUACUGCACUUGAUACUUGAGUAUUUAUGGCUAGCUUUAGGUAUAUGGAAGGAAAAAAACUGUCCCAACAUGGGUAUACUGUGUAUACCUGCAUAGAUCGUAUGCACCGUGACACUUCUGCUGAAGAAUAAGAAAAAUAGGACAAAAAUAUAGAAAUCUAAAUCGACAAAACUAGACUAAAUUACUUAAACUGAACUUUUCCUUUGUAAAAAGGUACAAACAUUAUGCCCAUAUUUGAUUUAUCAUAGCUCACUGUUUUUAAUUCUGUGAAAUGAAUUAUAUUUAAAUAGUUUAUUUUGUGCAUAUAGGCUAUAUGUGUGUGGAUUCGUAUUUAUUCAGAUUCAUUUUUUUCUAGCUGGUAACUCCCGACAUGGUUCUGAUCCCGGAGCGCUACCUGGAUGUGGAGGACAGCGCCCCUCUUAGCCCAGAGGAACAGAAGGAGAAGCAGAAAAAACUGGAGCGGAUCAAGACCCUCAUUGCCAAAUCAAAUUUGCAGAACAUGGUUCCUCUCCUGGACGGACCGGUGGAGAGUGGAGCUCCAGUCAGUUCCCAGCAGCAGUUGCAGGAGCAAGAGAAGCGAAUAGAGAUCUCCUGUGCUCUGGCUGCUGAGGCCUCUCGUCGCAGCCGCCUUCUCUCCGCCCAGUGCGCUCCCAGUCCUGCCACCUCCCCUACCACCCCGGCCCCUCCCCCUUCCUCUGCUGAAUUCCCCAACUCGGCCCACAUCAUGAAGGCGUGAAUCAUACAAGCUCAAGCUCUGGCUGCUGUCAGUUUUGAUGGAGCAGCUUUCUAAGGAAUCACUGACUUAACUGAACAAUGAAGAUGGCCAGGGACAAAAGAUUUAUUCUUUUCAGCACCUAAACUGAACUUCAACAAAAGCACUGAAAGCUGUCAAAGGAAGUUCCAAGGAGGCAGGAGCAAAAAGGAAACUAUAAAGACUUGUUAGCUCAUCCCCCAAAACUCCAGUAAUCACGACGGUCUCCUGCUGUGUGUGAUGCAUGGCACAAAGGAAGGCUCUCUUACAAGCUUCAAGAUGGGAAUAUUUCCAUAUAAUUUUGCUCAGGACAUCUUCUACAAAGCUGAACUAUGUUUAUGAUGAUGAGUUAUUUUAGACAUUGAGAGGCCACGCCGAAGAGGAACAAGAUCCUCUGUACAAAGCUGAGGACUCUCCUGAGCUCACUGUGAUGACUUUUUCACCACCACCUGCACCCCUUACACUACCCCCUUCCUAUAAACCUUGUCUGCUAUCAAUAUCACUCAUAUGAAACCGAUAGCAUUACAUACAAACAUAAUGUCACCUGGAUUACGCUUUGCAUCAAUGCAUCACCCAUCUUUCACACCAAACACACUGGAGCACAGAGUUUGUUGUGAGGCCGAGUCGAAGAUGAAAUGCAUUACACAAACCAUGAUCUAUUUUACAAAGCUGAGUAUGGCGACACCUCUUCCACACUUACAAUUCAGAGUAUGGCAUUCAUGAAACACAAUACUCAUUUUCUAACCUGGUAUCCUCACCCUCUCUGCUGUCAUGCUGGAGGUUUUUUUUACUUUUACUAUGUUGGAAUGGAUGUAGUCCAGUCGGCAUGCUUGACGGCACAUAUAGUGUGCAUGGUCUCACAUUUUGGACAGCAGUCUGCAGAUCGUGGCAGACAUGCACAGUUGAGGAAAUGUAUGUCAAAAGGACCUUACGCAGAAAGUAUAUUUCAGGCGUUACUCUUUUCUACAUUGGAAGAGGCAUUUCAAAGCCUUUGGCUGCUGUCAAUGCUGCAGUGCCAUUGGUCACUCAAAAGUACAUCGAUUUGAACUUUUACCACAAAACCUGGAGGAAAAUCAAGGCACAGCUAGGACUCGCCCGUCUGCUCUUCAUUGGAAAUAAUGAGCCUGCUCUGUGUGGUAAUGACAGAACUCUCUGUGGAGAUGAGAUCCUACACUUAGGUCAGUUGCAUUAUGGACAUUUGAUCUGCAUGGUGGAGUAUUUUAGUAACUAAGACAGACACAUUUUCUGUGGCUGGACUCGCUGUCUGUAUGGUUCUGUUCAGUCUGAAGCUGUGAGGCAGGAAGUGACAAGCUUCCCUCCAUUGUUGUGGUUCAAGCAUACCACCAGCAGUGGAAUUUUGAACUAAGGUAUACCAAGUGUAUAUCAACUUUUACAAUAGCUGAUUCAAAGAAACAGCAGGCAGUGAAAGAAUCCUCUGCCCGAUGUAACGAAGCAUCUAUAUGAGGCAACAACAUAGACUAAAGACGGGACAGAAAUUGCUCAAAGAUGAAGUGAAUAUGAGUCAAGAAACCUUGUCAAUUCAGUAUUCCUUCAUUGCUCAUGGCAACUACACUAUGGUUAAAGUAAGGUUAGGUUUCGACAAAUACUUUUUCUUUAGACAGCGAUGGCGGUCCUCAGGUAGUUAAACAAGGACAACGCUAGCUCAGACUACAAGUAGGAAACAGGAUGAGUCUUGUGUUGAAGGCACCCUGACCUCCACACCAUCACUGUACACUGCUCUAAAUGAACCUGACAUUUGUCAACUAAAAAACGUCUCUCGUCUACAGCAGAUGCAUAGGAGUGUAAUUCGUCCUGCAUCUUGAAGGGGCAUGUUCACCUCAUCAUUACCUCACAUACAGUGUGCAGCUCACCCAAUGAUUGUCUGCACAUAUAUAUAUAUAUAUAUAUAUAUAUAUAUAGGUAAAGGAUGUUGGAUAGAUAUCGUUCAGUGUAUGUGGAAAGUGACCUUAGCAGAGCUACUAUGCAGUUGUCUGUGUGAAGAGGAGUAAGCUAAUGAUGCAGUCAUUUGUAAGUCCUGUAACAUAUCCCAACAUUUCAUCUAGUCAUGCAGUGCCAUAAGUCUGAGAUGUCAGUUUUUUAUAUGUUGUGAAGAAUGGACCUAAUCACGAGAUGACUUCCAAAGGAGUUUAAAUCUGGAGGGAAAAGCAAUGAUUGAAGUUUAGAAAUGUCUACACAUAGUGGCUUAAGACUUAAAAAUGGCCAACCAUAAUUAAUGAAAUAAAUGUAUUAUUAUUAUUAAAGUAAAUAAUGCAUUGGUUUCAUUAAUUUUGAAUACACAAAAAUGCAUAAAAUAAACAAAUGCAAAAAACACAACUCAUUAUUUGUUAUGUAUUCAUUCUUAUUUUAAUGCUAACACUAUUCAUUGCAUUCAUUUCUUUUAUGUAUGGUACAUUUUAUUCAUGUUGUAUUUUUGGUCAUCAAAUUCUGCAUUGAUUAAUCAUAUUACACACACACACACACACACCUCCUUUUUGUGAUGUGUAUGCUAUCUACAUUUUUGCCCAUACACAGUGUUGGAGUGACCUGCCUUUGUAUUGUAUGUCCAUAGUCAGUCAGACAAUACGGCACAGAAUUUACGCUGAAAAGCAGUUAACGGAUUUUCGAGAAUACUUCUAUUUUUUCUUGUUUUAAAUAUCUUUUUAGAAAGAGUCUACAUUCAAGAGAGGCAGUUCAGAUUUUUUUAGAUACAUAAUGACAAGUUGACACGUUAAAAUUUUACACUCAAUUACAUUUUUUAUUUUUCACAAAAAAACCUGUUUUUAUUUGCUCUUGAGGAUUGUUUGAUGAUAUUUUUGAAAUAAUUGGAAACUGAUGUGUUCAGAAAUUACAGCCAAACAGUGGUGUCCAAUAUUUGAUAGUAGAUGUAACAUUUGUGGAAGAUAAAAAUAAAGAAUAUAUACAUUAUAUAAAUUGGUCAAUGUAUAUAAUAUUUUUAAACUCAGUUACAGUAUAUCCUGCUAUUACAUGUAACCAUGGGACGAAAUAAACAAACAGCUUGAACUAUGCAAAUAAUGAAAAAUGGACAUAUAGAAAUGCUUGCUUUCAGAAAACCUUGCAAUAAAGUGAAUGUAUACACAUAAUGUGUUUCUUUAGAUGCUUCUGAAUUCAUCACAGUAUUUUGUAUGAUAGAACAUGCCUGGAAUAAUGAUCUAUUCACUGCUCUAAUUAUAUGUUGAUGAUGACGUUCACUGCCAAAAAGACUACUGACAUAACUGUCUAACCCUGAUGAUAUUCUACAGUCUUUGAUAUAUCAAACUGUAUGUCUGAAUGAAUAAAGUGCAAAAAUAAA
Molecule: messenger RNA, 5070 nt
Organism: Anarrhichthys ocellatus (wolf-eel)
Lineage: Eukaryota; Metazoa; Chordata; Actinopteri; Perciformes; Anarhichadidae
Product: pleckstrin homology domain-containing family A member 6-like
Exons: 4
Coding region: 1380-1745 (121 amino acids)
Source: RefSeq, a predicted model, not a curated record